AUGGUCAGCGAUGAAAGUGAAGCCGACUUCCUGCGCCGUCUAUCUGUUGCGGAUGCAAAGGUGCUGCUGGAGAGGACUAGAAAGGAGAAGGAAAAUAAGACCAAGGAAAUGCAAAAGAUGAUCAGCGUGCGAUAUCGAGAUCUCAUCGAGUCGGCAGACAAGAUUGUCAACAUGCACUCAGCUGCACUGCGUCUUGAAGGUUCGCUAAAAGAAAUGCCGGAUACGUGGAAGCAUAUGGAUCUAACUUUGGCCGAGGCGUUAACCAUUACGGAUCCAUCCUGCAGCAACAAGGUAAACAGGAAUAUCUCGUCUCUGGAGUCGCAACCGAGUGAACUGGUGGAAAAAUUUACCAAUGAAGAAAAGGCCGUGUUUCUGGCGGAGGUUCCUGAGAUGAUGUGGCAGUCACUGGACAAAGGAGAAACACUGCAAUCGCUGAUGCUUUAUCAAGUAGCAAUCAAGUUGUAUUGUAAUAUGACAGACAGGAAAGUAGCAGAAAAAUUUCCUUUUUUGCAGGCUCAGUGGGCGUGCAUACAAAGCUUCAAACCGAGGCUGCUAUCGUGUGCUGAUAGUUACUUGACUUGCAGAGGUCUGGAGAGCCAUUUUUAUGCCAACAAUUUGUGUGCGCUUGUCGUGCUGAACGACUCGCCAAUUACAGCCGGCAAGCUGUUUGAAAUAUAUCUUAAUUCUCGUCACAAGUGGAUGAUGCUACCCCACAAAUCAGACGAUGACAAGAGAGCGCACCAUAAAUCGUCGACGAAAGAGAUUCGUGCGCUGAUAGUUAUCUUAAAAUCAAUCAUCAUGACAAUAACUCAAGCUGAAGAGAUCUUUGGUAGCGAAAACGAAAAAGGUAUAUUACAGACGAUGUCACAGCUUUCAGAUAUUUUUAAAAACGAUUUGGCGCAAUUUUGUCUAUCGGGGGAACUUCUAAAUGCAUUAAACGCGUGGUUUCAGUGGAACCGUCGUCAGAUCCUUGACUUGGCUUUGCCGAUUAUUUCCAGUAUCAACUCUAUCUCGCUACUAUCCAAAAUCCGGUCGAGAUUAUACACUAUCAGCAUGAAUAGUGCUGGGUACGAGAAUGUGAGCUUUUUGAGUCGGGUUCAUGGCAUAGAAGAUUUCAGUAAAGAUCAGCAAGCAAGUGUCGGUGCCGCUUCAAUUUUCUCAGUAUUGUUUGCUAAAGCGUUUCGCAAACAGACACGAGAUUUGGUUCAGAACUGUUUUGCCAAGGCUCUUGACGCGAUAAAACUUCAAAUUCGUGCUAGCUUGGAUGCGACGGCUGCAAGUUUUUCUCAAAGUGAAUGCAGGCUGCGAAAUAUGGAAUUUUUUGACUACUUCGAUCAUAUUCACAAGAAGGCAGCUGACUUAGAUGGAAGUGAUCUUCAGGUCGUUCUAAAAGAAGAGUUUUUUCGCACCCUUUUCAAAUUAGUGUUUUUUUUUGAACAAGAAUAUUCACACGUGGAAACUCAAGAUAUAAACGCCGCGAUUGGUGCCAAAUAUCUCCCGAGCGUGUAUUUAAGCAUUGCCAACAUAUUAGCUGGAAUUGUAGCUGGAUUCCAGUCUCAGAUCAAACAACUGUUUCCAGGAAGCGCGGAUAAUGUUUUGGUACCCGACAAAGAUCCCUCGCUUUCGAUAGUUGGCAACAUUUUUGACAAAUACUCGCGCAAUGGUUUUGUUGAAAAGGCACAAUUUGAUGCUUUUUUUGAGGAUACUCUCGGAGACAGAAAGGGGCUUGUCUGCUUCAUAGAUGAAGAGCUCAACCAGGUGGACGCUGUCGGGUUUUACUCUCUUUACCUUUUUACUGAGAUUAGACUCUCAGCGUUAUACCCGCAAUCAUUUGUGAAUGUGCUCUACGGGCUAUCUAAAAAAUACUGCCAAACAUGGGCUUCAAUUCUUGUAAAGCAAAAAAUUCAGCCUUUGCGGGAAUUUCUGCUGACGGAACAGUACAAUUUGACCAACGAGAAAUGGAUUGAUACUCAUGAAAGCUGGACAGAGCAGGUUAUAGCCAGUGAAGUUGUCGACGACGACUCUGGGGAUAUUUUGUCGGAUACUGAUGUAAGCAUCGGUGAUGAAAAGAUCUGGCUGCCAUGGUGUGAAACACCCGCAGUGUCCAGCUGUCUUUUCUCCUGCUGCUAUUGCGUGGACGAUGCGAAUCGUAUGAUUCAAAAUUCUUUGGGAGCCAGUAAAGAACAGAUUAAGAUGAUGCAUCGCAAUAUUCACGAAGUAUUCGUCGAGCAAGUAACUAUCGUAAGCGUUUCCGUUUAUGAUAAUGCUGUUUCACUUCUUGUUGAUGCAAGAGCGACUCAAAGCAAUUCGGUGUUGAAUUUUGGGGAAUGCUGUAUCCAGCAGUUUUUGUUUGACAUGUACUUUGUUCGAGCGACACUGGGGUCUUCCGACUUCAUUCGUUUUGGGUGGGGUGAUGAACUGAGUGAGAAAGAUUGUUCUUGUGGCUUAGUCAAGCUGAAAGGUUUGUUCGAGCGUAUGCGAGAAUUUAUCGAUCCAGUGGAUUGGGAAAUCUACGGGCCGCAGCUAAUUCAAAAUGUGGUGCUCCAAUUUCGUAAGAGUCGUUUGUUGUUUUCAUCGCUGUCUGAAUCAAAUGAUAUCAACAAAAUAAAUGGUAAAGAAGUUGCGGUUGAAGCUCAAACUACAAAGCCACUAGCGCGAAUCGCAGAGCCUGUUGCCCGAUUCUCGCUGCUUCCCGUUCCUUCAAAUCGCCGGGGGUUAGAGCAUACGAUGUCACGUUCUAGCCACAAUAAUUUAGCAGAAAAGAGAAACAGAGAAGCGAAUUCAUCUCUUUUUCAUGAGCGCAUAGCAGCCGACAACGGGUCACAGUCGUCAUCCAUUACGUUGCAAAAUUUGUUGUCGUCGUCAGCAAGCGCAAACCUUUUUUCGGCAACGACUUCUGGUACUAACUUGUUUUCUUCCGCUGCGAAAGGCAUUGUAUUUUUCAUCUGCAACGACAAAUAG
Molecule: messenger RNA, 2961 nt
Organism: Plasmopara halstedii
Lineage: Eukaryota; Oomycota; Peronosporomycetes; Peronosporales; Peronosporaceae
Product: Low density lipoprotein B-like protein
Exons: 7
Coding region: 1-2961 (986 amino acids)
Biological process (GO): intra-Golgi vesicle-mediated transport
Cellular component (GO): Golgi apparatus; COG complex
Source: RefSeq, a predicted model, not a curated record